This is a messenger RNA of Colletotrichum gloeosporioides, 3870 nucleotides long. Its product is annotated as Protein fem-1-like A-B. The record is from RefSeq and is a predicted model, not a curated record. NCBI's taxonomy places the organism in Eukaryota, Fungi, Ascomycota, Sordariomycetes, Glomerellales, Glomerellaceae. Gene Ontology annotation, molecular function: protein binding. The coding region runs from base 1 to 3870 and encodes 1289 amino acids. The transcript is spliced from 6 exons.
AUGGCCGGCUCAAACGCUAGCGUGCUCCUGGACACUGCCGCGCUGACGGAGCUGGUCGUCAACAACGGCGCAGGUACGAAUAUGACAGCAAACAGCCCUAAGGGAGGAGAUGAUGGCGGCAGCGCUUCAGUCUUGCGCAAGUUACUUGAGGAUAUGGCCAUGUCUAGAGAAGGUGCCAGGGACGCAAAAGCCCUUCGUAAAUGGAUCCGCUCGAGGGCGGAAGAAGGCAUCAGGGAGGAUUUGAACAUGACAGACAGCGAAGGAAGCACGCUACUCCAUGUCGCGGCUCGUCAAGGACUUGCAGAAGCGGUGAAGAGACUUCUCGCCGCUGACGCAAAGUUAUUAGACGCCCAAGACGAUUUUGGGAACACCGCCCUUCUCCGAGCAUGCUGGAGAGGGCACACGGACAUUGUCGAAAAUCUUCUCAAAAAUGGAGCCAACGCCAAAUUAUUGGACGUCGACGACUGGUCACCUCUUUUUAUGGCUGUCAAACGUGGAUAUCGACGGAUGACUGAGCUUCUCUUGGCUGAACGCAAAUGGGAUCUCGACUUCAAGGAGAAGUUUAGCGCCAUGACUCCGCUUCACGCCGCUGCGAGCAAAGGCUACAAGGAAAUCGUGCGACUUCUCAGAGACAAUGGUGCGAGACUUGACCUCCGUGAUAAAACCGGGAGGACUCCACUGAUGACAGCAACUAUCCAUCGACGCAAGGAUACAAUGGUUGAACUCCUUACAGGGCAGCAUGAUGAGGAUCUACAACUGGAGACAGAAGAUCUCAGGGGAAGGACUCCCCUCUUGAUGGCAGCUCAAAUCGGGUUUUGGGAUGGCGUUCAUAUCUUGGUCGAAUCAGGUGCUAAGUGUGACAAGCCUGAGAUUUCCAAAACAGGCGAAACGGAUCCAUUCAUAACUCGAAGUAAGUUUAAAGCAUUCAAGAUAGAGAUAUCUUUCACAAUCUUUCUUCAACAGGGAAUCCAAGGAGCCACUGACUUUCUUCGAACAGAAGAGGACACUGCCUUGCACAUUGCCGUGUGGCGGAAUGAUUUUCAAAUGGCAAGAUUUCUUCUUGAACAUGGCGCAAACAUUAAUGCCCGAGAUCAUGAAGGGUCGCCAUCAUUGCAUAUGGCAAGCGUACGAGGUAACGAAGCCAUUCUCAAGUUGCUUCUGGACGAUGAAAACUGCAACCACCUCAAUUUUAGAGAUCAAUACGGUAUGACGCCGCUGCAUCUUGCUAGCUGUACCGAUUGGUUUGACGACAACGAAUACAUUGAGGACGUAGAGCCCAACAGCCAGAAUGUUGAGGCAAUUGACAAUACUGGGCUUGGUCCUGUGUUCAAAGCUGGGCAAUACAAUGAAGUGGUACACCAUCUGUUGGCGCGAGAGGCGGAUACGACAGUGUUGACGGAAGAUGGUAAAACGGCAGUCGAGCUGGCAUUUGACCGUGGUUAUUAUGAUAGGGGGGAAGCAAUUCUCAAAAGCUUCUCUCAAAGUAACGGUGGAACUCUCGAGACUCUCAUGUGGGCAGCCGGCAAAACAGAAAGACACGAGAUUGCCAAGUCACUCAUAAAAAGACGACUCAAGGAAGCCGGCAAACUAGUUGUCGACAAGACCGAAGGUUGGACUUCAAUUGAGUGGGCAGCUUACGCCAGAGAAACUCGGGCACUUUGGCUUCUAAUUGCUAGCUCCCCGCAACGAAAGGAGACCAAAAGGAUCCUCAAGUCAGCGAAAGCUAUAGUUGAGGGAUUCAAGACUCAAGGAGAAAAGUUGGCGACCAAUCCCGAUACUCAAGAGACUAACCAGGUAGAUGACACAAAGAAGCACAACAAAGAUGGCACGACACAGGAGAUUCUAGACAUCAUUAACAACCCACCGACCGGUUUAAUUUGCAGGGAUAUCUCAACGUAUAACGCACCCAAGGAUGAAGACAGGCUUCCUUCUUCAGACAGCUACCACGCAACGAUUGUUCAGUUUUACAAGAGACAGGGGAAGUUCGACAGUAUCAUAAGGGCUCCGACAAUCAAAGAAACCAUUUACGGCCAGGGUCCAGCAGGGAUCAUGUACAAGGUGGUAGAUAAGCUGAAGGGAUUUGCGAAAUCGCAUUUGAGUGGAUUGGAGGAAAGUGACAUAGUUCAAGGUCCAAUUUUUAUGGACUCGAAACCAAAGUUCACGUGGAUUCAUCUACCUGCCACCAAUCAUUUACUGCAGAGAAUCAUGAGAGACGAAAACCAGCCUGUAUCUCAUUUCAACCAAGCCAAGGCCUUUUUCAAAGACAGCUGGAUUGAAGUGCCGGACAAAGUCUCUCCAUCGAGGGUCAUGAGGCCUCGUUUCCUCUCGCGCAAUACUGAAGACGAUGAAACUCAGAAUGAGGACACAGACAAGAUACCCGAGAGAGACUCGGAUGAUCAUGGGGCUGGAGAACAGAGAGAAGGAAGUAAAGAUGCAAAGAAAGCACAUGGGUCAGACUCGAAAGGGUCAGAUGAUCUGAAGCGGAUCGAGAGUGAGGAUUACCGGGAGACAGCAGCACCCUCUGUGGCGGUAACAGCAAUCUACAUGCCAUAUCUGACAUACUCCUUCCAAUGCGACGAUGAAAUUGGUUACAAUAAUGAAGGGGAAAACGAAACCGAGUCGUCCCAAAACCGAACGCAAAGGGAGAAGAAGUUGUCCAUAAUUAAGGAAUCAACACCAAGCAAUCUCAUGGCAGCAGUACAGCAAAUCGACAAAGACCUUAAGUACGUGGAGGAUCCCAAGGAAAAGAAAGAAGUCGAGUACACGAAGAAACUAUUCAAAGCGCGGAAGACGUACCAAAAGUUGUUGGACGAAUUCAAGGGGAAGACCAUCCAUGGAUCUUCAACUCUGGACGAAUCGUACUAUCACUUUGGAGAAGAUCCAGAGUCUGCCAAGGACAAGGUGAGACGUAACAAAUCUCAAGUGGUUACUGACAUCUGGCGAACGGAAGAGCUUGGUUCAUACUGGCUCUUGGUUCGGGUGAACCAGCUAUGGGUUUGGACGAUUAACAACAGGUGGUUGAUAUCAGCAUCUUCCCAUCCAAUUGACGAUGGUGAAGACGAGCUUCUGAAUGGUAUACUAGACCGUCUUGAGAAGCAGGGAGAAGGUGGCGGAAGCGAUUUGCAGCCUGGUUCCACUGCCGAAAUGAGUCAACUAAUUGUUGACUACUGCGUCGACUCCUACGAGAGGAAACCCAAAGGAUACGAUGACGAAAGACCAGAAGAUUGCAAGUUGAAAGACUUCCCAUCCAUCCGUCAAACAUUUUCGAAGUCCAUCAACUCUAUUGCAAGAGGCGAAACGAACAUGUUUGAGAAGUUCAGUAAUCUGACAAAGAAAUUGAGGGAAAGGUCCCAUGAUAAGAUUGGAGAGCACAACGAAGCUGUACAGAUCAUGAAUGAGGAACUUACGGACGCCACUAUCGAAGCAGAGGACCUUUCUAGCAGAGUCAAAGACAUUUUAGACGAACUGAGCAUCCUCGAGUCGACGGUUCAAUAUCAGCAAGAUGUCCAGAGGGCAAUGAAAAAACAGGACGCUCAGAAAGAAAGGAAGAAGCCGGAUGCUCAGGGGGCGGUGAGAAGGCAGAAUGUUCUUGAAACGGAUCUUACCACAACUUACAUUCUUAAUGACAUCAAGGGGCUGGGAAGUGUUGCGCAAAGGGUUCACGCAGCAGUCAACGCUACACUCUCGCUACAGCAAAGCGAAAUUGCAAAUCUACAGGCAAGGCUCUCGAUUGAGCAGGCAAAACUCUCAAUUCAGCAUGCAGAACUUGCAACACGGCAAGGUAGAGUGCUUAUGGUCUUUACUGUAGUAACCAUCCUGUUUGUAAGUUAUUUCGACCGCCCUACGCCUGUUCUCGCUCAUCGUGGUUGA